Molecule: messenger RNA, 649 nt
Organism: Anopheles coustani
Lineage: Eukaryota; Metazoa; Arthropoda; Insecta; Diptera; Culicidae
Product: chromosome transmission fidelity protein 8 homolog
Exons: 3
Coding region: 103-597 (164 amino acids)
Biological process (GO): mitotic sister chromatid cohesion
Cellular component (GO): Ctf18 RFC-like complex
Source: RefSeq, a predicted model, not a curated record
GUGCAACACAAGAUAACCAACAACCAGUUCGUGUUGUUCCUGGUGAUUGUUUGUUUUCAGGGAUCAAAUCAGCACAAACAUCUCCCAACAAGCUUCUGGAACAUGCCAAUAUACGUGAGAAAUGCAUCGCACGAUGGCGGCAAGUUAGAAGAAUGGUGUAUCGUUGAGCUACAAGGAGACUUGGAGGUUCGAGGCGAGCGAAUAAUGGCCGGACAGUUCAUCGGGGAUCUACUGUACAACAAGUACGGCCAGCCGAUUCUCAUCAUCGGCCACCAUAUUCUGCAGGGCCGUUUGCAGAAGAUCGACAAACCGCUGCUGGUGGUGGAAAAGCAGGACAUCAGGGGCAGCGACGGUGACGACGAAACGAUGCUGGACAUCAGCCAGAUGGUGACGACGACGCAAGGUGACGAUGAGCACGAGCUGGACUCGACGGCCCAUUCGGUGACUUCGAACCGUACCGUCCUUGAUUCGACGGUGGCCAUCGAGCACAAGGUGGUGCCGAAGGUGGAGUACCGGGUGCGCGCGGUGGUUCGGAACAAGGUACUUUUUAAGGCGCGCCCCAAACCCAUCAUCGCCAAUGUGCCUAAAACGUUGUGACCUGUGCAGGUUUAUGUUUAAGUAUAAUAAAUUAUUAAUUUCUGGUUUACAA